GACGAUGACAAUGGCAAGAACGGUGAUCAGGACGUCGUAGUUCGUCGUGGUUGAGCGAAAGCGGAAAAAAGGGAUCGAAAAGAUAAAUAAUACGUAUACGAAUUCACUCUUCCUCUUGGCAUCCGCGCUGCUACGUUCUUCCCCUUCUUCCACGGUUGCGAAGAAAAGGGGGAUACUCUGUGCACAUAAUAAUCAAACGUGGAUGGCGAUAAGGCGACGACGACGAGCACGACCGGCGGGCACUGGCAAAUGCGCGACCUACUGUAGACGUCCUCGUCGUCGUAACUGCAGUUGAGGUCGCGAGUCGUACACUGAAGGAUAUAAGUGUACAUACGAGGUGCGAGACGUGCGACGUCGUUGCUGAACGUGGAAGAACAUCAUCCUCAUCACCAUUUAAAAUGUCAGACGUUGACCAGUGGAUCGAAAUCGCCAAGGAAUGCAAGUACCUGCCGGAAAAUGAUCUAAAGAAACUCUGCGACCUGGUAUGUGAUAUUUUGCUGGAGGAAUCAAAUAUUCAACCUGUUUCGACUCCGGUGACCGUUUGCGGUGAUAUCCACGGCCAGUUUUACGAUUUAGAAGAGCUUUUUCGUAAUGGAGGACCUGUGCCUGAUACAAAUUACAUAUUUAUGGGAGAUUUUGUGGAUCGAGGUUAUUAUAGCUUAGAAACACUAACUCGUCUUUUAACUUUAAAAGCCAAAUGGUCCGAUAGGAUAACACUACUUCGUGGAAAUCAUGAAUCAAGACAAAUCACACAUGUAUAUGGUUUUUAUGACGAGUGCUUUAACAAAUAUGGCAAUGCAAAUCCAUGGAGGAAUUGCUGCAGGGUAUUUGAUUUGCUCACUAUUGCUGCCUUAGUUGACGAAGAAAUUCUUUGCGUACAUGGCGGGUUAUCACCAGCUAUUAGAACUUUAGAUCAAAUUAGGACAAUUGAUAGGAAAAAAGAAAUACCACAUACGGGAGCAUUCUGUGAUUUAGUUUGGUCAGAUCCAGAUGAUGUUCAAACCUGGACAAUGAGCCCUAGAGGGGCUGGUUGGUUAUUUGGGGCGAAUAUAACACAUUUAUUUAUGGAUAUUAACGAUCUUAAACUUAUUUGUAGAGCUCAUCAAUUAGUAAAUGAAGGUUAUAGGUUUAUGUUCGACGAAAAAUUAGUAACGAUAUGGUCGGCUCCCAACUAUUGUUAUCGCUGUGGCAACGUCGCCAGUAUAUUUCAAUUCACCACGGCUGACAAGCAUUCCGCGGUGAUAUUUAACGCGGUGCCAAAUUCCGAGAGAGUGAUUCCUCCUACGUUUACCACUCCCUAUUUCUUGUGAUUUAUCUCUCUACUCCAGACUGGCGGAGGAAGAUGGCGAGUGUACAGAUUAUCGUCCACGAAACUUCAGGAGAAGUAAAAUCGAGAGAAUUAACCACACAUCCUGUGAUUUUAAUUUUUCUCUGUCUGGUAUUUGUUUUCUUUUCUGAAUGCUAACGGGAGCAUUAAAAAAGGCAGAUAAAGCAUUACCCUUUUGAGCACAUCGACAUUUUGUAAAAUUUUUAAAAAGAGCUUUACAAGGUUUUUAUAACAGAGAAAGGGUUUUAAAGGAAUAGUGAGAACUGUGAGUUGAAACAACGUACAGCCUUCAUACUUCUUCGAUGCAAAGGAUAAAAUUGUGCUUUGCCGUUAGCUUUUAUUGUUCUUUACUACGUAAGAAUUGUGCGGAACACCCGCGCGCUUAGGAGAGAUAGCAGUACAUGUGCUUCACUUUCCUUGAGCUUUAUGAGCUUUUAUUGAGAUUUAAGAAGAGAAAAAAAACUCGACAACGGAUGAUAUUCUGAUCGAGCAGGUUACAAUAAAGAAUUUUAUUUAAACAUUCCGAAAAAGAGGCUCUGGGUUAAGAUGAAUGCUUUUUUGCUAUGUCAAUCGUCAAUGGUGUGGAAUUCAGGUUUAGCACUUAAUAAGCAUACAAAUAGUAUCGAUAAGGUCUUCCUGAUAAACAGAAUGUGAAAGUCCAUUUUUUUUUUGUAUCAUGCGCAAAAAUAUAAGCCCUUGCGAACAUAAUUAUGAAAAAAAGAUGAGAUGUGUCGAGUUAUUGGUUUUCCAAUGCAUUUGAUUUCCACUAUAAAAGUAUUAUUGUUCAUAAAUGAUAUACGUUAUAAAAGAAAACGUUUACUUAAACGUUUCUUUCUUCAGAAUAAAUCUAUUUUGUUAUUGGUCGUUUCGUCAAAUACGUAACAAGGUUAUUGCGUGCCGAUAUCAUUUAAUAGGUUUAGCAUUAAUAACAUAUAUACAAUUUGUUGUAAAAAAUAGUAACAAGUAUCUGGGAAAAUGUAUUGGUAUUCCAAUAUUUCAACGGUAGUUUUAAUAUUUCACCUAUGUUUUAAUUGUAAUACUUGUUUUAUGCGAGCAAGUACAUACUUUCGAUAGAGAAAGUUGUUUGAGUAGUAUUCUCAAU
Ceratosolen solmsi marchali is the source of this 2429-nucleotide messenger RNA. RefSeq names its product Protein phosphatase V (gene PpV). Gene Ontology annotation, molecular function: protein serine/threonine phosphatase activity. Bases 399 to 1310 code for a protein of 303 amino acids. The transcript is spliced from 7 exons. Lineage: Eukaryota; Metazoa; Arthropoda; Insecta; Hymenoptera; Agaonidae. The record is from RefSeq and is a predicted model, not a curated record.